AUGCGGCCCGGCUUCGCGUAUAGAUUUUCAAGGUCUCUCAAGAUGGCAUUGCACCCGCCUCCUGAGAGCGAGAAGCUCAUUUUCGCCCCCGCCGGUUCAGCCCAAAACACCCGCGCAGACCAAUUCACCCUCUCCCGCCUCUCCCUGUCCUCCCUCCACCCAACCUCGCCAACGCACCAAUUUAACACCUGGUUCACAGCCGCCCAAGAAACCCGCGCCGUCUCCCACCCAGAAACCUGCACCCUCUCCACGGCCUCCCUCCCCAGCGGCCGCGUCUCGGCCCGCAUGGUCUACCUGAAAGAACUCGACGCCGCCGGCGGCUUCGUCGUGUACACGAACCUCGGCACCUCCCGCAAAGCAGCCGACCUCGCGACCAAUAAGCACGCGAGCCUGACGUUCUGGUGGGAGGCGCUGCAGAGGCAGGUCCGCGUCGAGGGUGUCGUUGAGAGGUUGAGCGGGGAGCAGAGCCAGGUUUAUUACGAUACCCGCGUGCGCGGGAGCCGGAUCGGGGCGUGGGCUUCGCGUCAGAGCCAGGUCCUUGAGCCGAGGGCUGAUGUGAAGGGCGAGGAGGAAGGGGAGGCGGAUGACGGGAGGGCGCAGCUGGAGGGGUGGGUGAAGGAGGUUGAGGAGAGGUUUGCGGGGCAGGAGAAGAUUCCUGUGCCUCAGUUUUGGGGCGGGUUGAGGAUCGUGCCGGAUAGAGUUGAGUUCUGGCAGGGAAGGGAUAGUAGGCUUCAUGACAGGUUCGUGUAUGACAAGGUUGAGGGUCAGGAGGACAAGUGGACUAUCAACAGAUUGAGCCCCUAG
Colletotrichum orchidophilum is the source of this 804-nucleotide messenger RNA. RefSeq names its product pyridoxamine 5'-phosphate oxidase. Gene Ontology annotation, molecular function: pyridoxamine phosphate oxidase activity; FMN binding. The record is from RefSeq and is a predicted model, not a curated record. NCBI's taxonomy places the organism in Eukaryota, Fungi, Ascomycota, Sordariomycetes, Glomerellales, Glomerellaceae. Bases 1 to 804 code for a protein of 267 amino acids. Gene Ontology annotation, biological process: pyridoxine biosynthetic process. The transcript is spliced from 2 exons.